AGAGCGAAGAGGUUUACCAGCGACAGGUGCUGUCUAUUUCCUGCAUCGUCUUUGGAAUAGUCAUUGUGGGCACAAUCUCUGCAGCGUUCUACUUCAGAACAAAAAAGCAAACGAAGUACAUCCAGGAACAGUUGAAAGAGAUACAGAAUGGGAAAACCUACAGCCUUAAUGCUUCCAGCAUAAUGGCAAAAACAGAGACCAGGGCCCAAGGCCAAGUCCAGCUGCAAAAUUAUUCAACAACAAGAAGACAUCCAGAGCCAGUGAUGGGAAAAAUGAUGGAAUCUAGUUUUUCAGGAACUCAGUCCUUCCCUGAAGCUUUGUCUGCAGACAGAGGAGGACAGGCUGUAAAGCCGCAUAGGAGUUUCUCUUCAUGCUGCAAUGCAGGUCAGCAGCCUGGGAUACUGCACAGAAAUGCCUUUCGAAGGACUCCUCCUUUGCCACGGGGUAGAUUCAAUGGAAUUACAGGACCAGCAUACCAACAACUAGAAGAGUCCAAGAUCUCAGAUCAGGACAAUGUACCUUGUCAAGGGUUAUCUCCUGGUUUAAAAAGAUCACAGAACACUUCAAUAAAUAUGCAACUGCCUUCAAGAGAACCAAGCUCUUAUUUCAAUAGUGCAGCUCAAAAAAACAUGGUGGGCUACCCAUCGCCAAGAGCCAAUUCUGUUCCCAUCAUCCCUUCGGUGGGCUUAGAUGAAGCCUGCAUGCAGACUCAAAACAUUUCAGAUAUAACAGGCAUCAAAUGGUGCAAAAACUCCUAUUCCACUGAAAUCGUCAACGUGAGUGCCCCAGCCAGCAGCUGUCUUAUUGCAGAACAACAAGAAGUCAAAAUAUUGUUAGAAACUGUCCAGGAACAGAUCCAAAUUCUGACCGAUGCAAGGAGGUCAGAUGACUUUGACCUGUCAAAGGCCAACGCAGAGAACAGUAGAAGUGAAAACACAGCUUUUCUGCCUAUGAGCCCUGUGGCAAAAUCAGAGCGAGAGGCACAGUUUGUCUUAAAAAGUGAAUCGAAAAGAGACUCAGCGUUGAUCAAGUGA
Messenger RNA from Python bivittatus (Burmese python), 1034 nucleotides. The record is from RefSeq and is a predicted model, not a curated record. Lineage: Eukaryota; Metazoa; Chordata; Lepidosauria; Squamata; Pythonidae.